Molecule: messenger RNA, 745 nt
Organism: Epinephelus fuscoguttatus (brown-marbled grouper)
Lineage: Eukaryota; Metazoa; Chordata; Actinopteri; Perciformes; Serranidae
Gene: hoatz
Product: HOATZ cilia and flagella associated protein
Exons: 1
Coding region: 84-554 (156 amino acids)
Biological process (GO): cilium assembly
Source: RefSeq, a predicted model, not a curated record
CGCACUUCACAUGCUAAUUGAACCUCGUCUUAGCUCCCUCUAUAAUUACUAUUUUUUCUUGUUAACAGUUUUCUAAAAGAAAAAUGUCCGCCCAGGCUGAGCCUCAGGAGCAGGAGGAGUUUGAUAAAUUCUUCACCGUGUUUGACGGCUCCUCUCCGGAGGAUGUGUCCCACGCCCGGCAGCUGUGGAGCUCGCUGUCCCUCCUGCCGCCGCUGGAGUCCCGGCUGGUGUCCGCAGACAUCCAUCAGAGACUGCCGGUGUCCCGGCCGCAGCGGAGCAGCAGCAGCACCGGUCCCAGACAGUCCGCCCCGGAGCCGCCAUGUAUCCCUGCUCUCCGGCAGAGACGGGAGGAGAGACAGCGGUAUGUAGCCAUGGCCGACCAGAGGAGGGAGAUCCUGGCUCUGCUGAGGAGGCAGAGGGAGCAGAGGAUCCAGAAGGAGCUGCUCUCUGUGGCCUUUAAACCGAAGGUGAAGCUCGGUAGAGAAAAAAUGGUGAAGCUGCGCAAACCUUCAGACUCUGAGAUGGACGAGGAGCUGGUGAAGCAGCUGCAAUGAAAGGACUGAGAUUAAGUGACAGUGUUUAUCUAAAAAGGAGUUGUGAAGUUUGUACAACUCUUAAAUGCUUAUUGACCUGUAUGCUUUAAAGCAGAUUAAGGAGAAACUGUGAAGUCUGGUCUUGAGGCAAAUUUCAAAAUACACAGUGUACCUCAAAGUUCCUCCUGCAUAUUUUAUCUGUUAUGAUCAAG